GGAGUACAGAUGGUGGGGGUUUCAGAAGAUCAGACUGGGGAGAACGUGACUAAAUUCACCUUCUGCCUUCAUUGAAGGUCGAAAGAGCAUUUUUGAAAUUUGUUUCAGAUUCGAAACUAACUCACAGAUUUGUUAUUAUCAAUAGUUUUUGUGUGUCGGUGUACUGUAACAUCAUGAGUCGCAAAUUUUUUGUUGGUGGUAACUGGAAAAUGAACGGUACCAAGAGUGAAAUCGAUGGUAUUGUUGCAUUUUUAAAAAGCGGCCCUCUUGACACAAAUGUCGAGGUUGUUGUUGGUGUACCAUCGAUAUAUUUGACGUAUGUCAAGGGCAUACUACCAGACAAUGUUAGUAUUGCUGCACAAAACACUUACAAGGUUGCAAAAGGAGCAUUUACAGGAGAAAUAAGUCCUGCUAUGCUUUUGGACAAUGGGAUCCCAUGGGUAAUUCUUGGCCAUUCUGAACGUAGAAAUGUCUUUGGUGAAACAGACGAAUUAGUGGCAGAAAAAGUUGCCCAUGCUUUAGAAGCUGGAUUAAAGGUGAUAGCAUGCAUUGGAGAAAAAUUAGAGGAAAGAGAAGCUGGUAAUACAGAGGAAGUAGUCUUCAGACAGACUAAAGCUAUCGCAGAUAAAAUUAAAUCAUGGGACAAUGUAGUUGUUGCCUACGAACCAGUCUGGGCAAUUGGAACAGGGAAAACAGCCACACCGCAACAAGCUCAGGAGGUCCAUGAAAAACUAAGAGAUUGGUUCUCUAAAAAUAUCAACCAAACUGUCGCAGAAACUGUUAGAAUUAUUUAUGGAGGUUCGGUAACAGCAGGAAAUGCAAAAGACUUGGCAAAAGAGAAAGACAUAGAUGGAUUUUUAGUUGGAGGGGCAUCUUUAAAACCUGAUUUUGUACAAAUCGUUAAUGCCAAGCAGUGAGAUAAAACAUUCAUUACGCGAAAAUAUUAUUUAUUAAUUUAAUAUACACUCUAAGGAUGUGUAUAUUUUAACAAGUACCAUAAAGAAUUAACAUAUAUUUUCUUGUUGUUUGUACAGAGAAAGAUCUAAAUCAUGUUGCUGCAAUGAAAUAUUAUUACCGUGCAACUAGUAGUGAACAGUAUAAUUCACUUUAUUUUUCUUAAAAGGCGUACUUUUCUUGUAAAUAUAUAAUCAUUAGUAACUCAAUAAAUAUUUCAACAAGAUGUAA
This is a messenger RNA of Frieseomelitta varia, 1185 nucleotides long. It is a transcript of the gene Tpi, whose product is annotated as triosephosphate isomerase. Gene Ontology annotation, cellular component: cytosol. The record is from RefSeq and is a predicted model, not a curated record. The coding region runs from base 174 to 917 and encodes 247 amino acids. Gene Ontology annotation, biological process: glycerol catabolic process; glycolytic process; gluconeogenesis. Gene Ontology annotation, molecular function: triose-phosphate isomerase activity. Lineage: Eukaryota; Metazoa; Arthropoda; Insecta; Hymenoptera; Apidae. The transcript has 3 exons.